UUUCCGUUUAUUCUUAUCGUAUCUCUACCUAUAUUAAUUUAUGUAAAAGCCAGUUACAUAGCCAGACAGACAACAUUUAAUUUAAUCCCGUAAAAAUGAACGGUUCGGAAUGGUGUGUUCGUUUUCCACUGCAGAAAAAUUUGAAUUUGGUGUUCGGACUCGAAUCUGAUCUCGAAACCCAAGAUGUGAAAAUUGAAUUGGAUAACAUGCGAUUUACCGAAGGCUACCAGUCGGAUAUAAUGAUCGGUCGUUUGGUACACAAAGAUGGAAAAGGAACCCAAGAGCACUUGCGAUCAGUCGUCAUAAAAAUUUAUCCAGCUGCCUGGGCAAGAUCUACUUUCACCGAGGUAACAUUUUCCAACGAAAUUUUUGUUUUCAACAAAGUGAUACCGUUUUUCAAAACGAUGGAUGAUUCUAUUUCGAGCCUAUUUCCUAAAUUUUAUCAAAGUUGCUUGGAUUUUGGCGAGCAGGAAGAAGGAUGCAUAAUAAUGGAGAAUUUGCAAGAAAAUCAUUACCGUUUGACGACAUCGAAGGUAUUUUUAGAUAUCGAACAUUUAAUGUUAGCGAUGAAAAAGAUAGGCGAAUUUCAUGCUUAUUCUUAUCAAGCGAAACAGGAAUCUACGAAAGACUUCUAUUCGUUGGUAGAUUGUCUGGCAGAUUCGCAUUACAUUGUAACAAAAGUCAUCAAAGGAUUUACACCGCCAUUAGUAGAAUAUAUUCUUCACGUGUUAUCCUCCGAAUCUCAGUACUACAAUGAAAAAGCACAUGAAAUUCGUCAACUUGUGGGGGAUGUUGACGAAUUCGUCGAGUCAAUUUUCAAUACCAGAGUAGAACGAACGGCUGUGCUAUGCCAUGGAGAUUUUUUACGGAAUAAUUUGAUGUUCAAAUACGACGAAGAGGAUAUCCCUGUGCAUGUCAAGUUUAUCGAUUUGGGUAACAUGAGGUACUGCUCUCCAGCCAUAGAUUUAGGUUUGAUUUUGUACAUGAACGCAGAACAGACUACCAGAGAUGAAUAUUGGGAUGCGCUGAUUGAUAUGUAUUACGAUUCGCUGAAAAAUGCGUUUCCUUGCAACAACUCGAUUCCAUCGAAAAACGAAAUUCUAUUAGAAUUCAAGCAUAAUGUUUUGGCGUCGUGUUUCUUACUCGCUUCGUUUCUUCCUUGGAUGCUGGCUGUUGAAGAAACUGGCAAUCCGCUUUGUGUAUUGGAUUUAUUUUCUCCGGAAUAUGAAGAAUAUAAACAUUUGCCUUUACCUUCUUUACCCACAGAUGUACAUGUAAAUAUUACUAAAAAACUUUUUCUACCGCAUAGAACAGAGAGAGUUUUACAAAACUUUCGUGAUAUUAUUAAAAGAGGGUUCGUUUAGUCUUUCUAUGUAGAUCUUCCUACUGUGAAUCAUUUUUGUAAUCGAUUUUAUUAUUAUUAGACCAAGAUUCUGCUGAAAUACUUACGUAAUAUACCUAUGUGCUUAAUUUAAAGUUUAAAUUUUUCUAAUACAUAUAAUAAGUGUUGUA
Messenger RNA from Planococcus citri (citrus mealybug), 1512 nucleotides. RefSeq lists its product as uncharacterized. Bases 96 to 1364 code for a protein of 422 amino acids. Lineage: Eukaryota; Metazoa; Arthropoda; Insecta; Hemiptera; Pseudococcidae. The record is from RefSeq and is a predicted model, not a curated record. The transcript has a single exon.